UUUCGUCAAUUUUGCGAAAAGAUACAUUUUUGUCACAAAACUACAUUUCUUCAUUGAUUCAACGUUGUUUUGCAAUUAAAACGCAAAUAAGCGAGUUGUUAGAUAUAUUACGCAUCGCAUACUGUGAAAUCACCGAUAAAAUGAUUGAUUAUGUGAAUCAUUUGAGCUGUGAAUACUCCCUUCCUCUCGCUCUAGGGUGCAAUAAAAAAUAUGGAUAUCAUAUACAAAUGAAAUCAAAUGUCCAGAAGAAAUUAGACUUCUCAAAAAUCUCAAAAAUAUUUACAAUUCUAAAAGAAAAUGAUGCUUCAGUAAUAAUGACAACUAAAAAACUGAUGGUUGACAAUCAAACAUGCAAAGAAAUUUGUGAAGAAAUUUGUAUAAUAAGCAAUGUAUUACUGGAAGGCCUGAUCGAAAAAUUACAGAACCAUAAAAAACCACUCAUGAAGCUUUGUAGUUAUAUUGCCGAAUUAGAUUUUAUUAGUUGUAUUAGUGAAAUAAGUAGUCAAAAUGGUUUUGUGAGGCCUAUUUUUGGAUCGCAACUAUAUUUGAUUGACUCAUAUCAUCCUCUGUCAAUAUUGUCAGGAAGUGAAAUGUGUGAAUGUAAUGACAUCGUUUCUUCUGUUUCACAUAAUUUUCAAAUGAUUACUGGACCAAUUUUGUGUGGUAAAACAACUUAUCUAGAACAAGUUAUAACUUUGCAAAUUUUAGCUCAAAUUGGAUGCUACGUACCAGCUAAAAUGGCUAUGUUUCGCUUGAGUGAUAGAAUUUUUUGUCAUAAUUCAAGUAAUAUGCAUCAGCUAAAAAAAUUUGAAAGCGAGAUAUAUGAAUUAAAUCAUAUCUGUGAUUCAUUGACUCCAAGAUCUAUAGUCAUUAUUGAUGAACCGUUACCUAAUAUAUUCAAUAUCGAGGGAGAAAGUACUUUAAUGGCAUUAUGUUUGAGAUUAUCAUCAUCAACAGCUUUCACUUUUUGUACUACUCUUCAUUCAUGUUUACUAGAUCUUUCAAAAGAUAUUUUAAAUAUAACAAGUUUGUAUUUCAACUCGGAUAACCCAGAAGCAAGUAAAGCAUAUUCAAAUUCACGGAAGAUUAAAGUAGGUGUGAUAAAAUGCCCAAUUCGAUCUGCGUCCAUAAUAAAUUUUACUAACUUACCUAAAUCAUUUACUCGUGAAACUUCACAGAAAGUAAAAGAUUUUUGGAAUACUUGUAAGAACGAGGUUAUUAUAUCAACAAAAAACUACCAAUCAGUUUCGCAUAAAAUUUACAGUAUGAUGGCCAAAUUGUACCAUCAAUUGUCCAUCAAAAUUCAUUCGGAAAAUCAGAUUCAAAUGAUACCCCGAGAAUUGAUCUACAAGAUUUUUUUGUGUAAUGAAAGAAAAUAUGUGCAAAAAGCAAUAAAUUCCAAAUACAGCGAAACAUAUGAGCAACUGGAUUAUAAUAUUCUCAAAACAUGA
This is a messenger RNA of Trichogramma pretiosum, 1451 nucleotides long. Its product is annotated as mutS protein homolog 4-like. Gene Ontology annotation, cellular component: nucleus. Gene Ontology annotation, molecular function: mismatched DNA binding; ATP binding; ATP-dependent DNA damage sensor activity. The coding region runs from base 141 to 1451 and encodes 436 amino acids. Gene Ontology annotation, biological process: mismatch repair; reciprocal meiotic recombination. The transcript is spliced from 9 exons. The record is from RefSeq and is a predicted model, not a curated record. NCBI's taxonomy places the organism in Eukaryota, Metazoa, Arthropoda, Insecta, Hymenoptera, Trichogrammatidae.